This is a messenger RNA of Uloborus diversus, 4169 nucleotides long. RefSeq lists its product as uncharacterized. Bases 59 to 4006 code for a protein of 1315 amino acids. Gene Ontology annotation, biological process: signal transduction; peptidyl-serine phosphorylation. NCBI's taxonomy places the organism in Eukaryota, Metazoa, Arthropoda, Arachnida, Araneae, Uloboridae. The record is from RefSeq and is a predicted model, not a curated record. Gene Ontology annotation, cellular component: nucleus; cytoplasm. The transcript has 10 exons. Gene Ontology annotation, molecular function: protein serine/threonine kinase activity; ATP binding.
CGGCGACAGUAAUGCCUCCAGCGAGGUGGUCAACGAGGACGAUUCUUUCUACGUUAACAUGACCACCGAAGACCUGCUGCAGCCCGGUCACGUCGUCAAAGAAAGAUGGAAAGUGGUAAAAAAAAUUGGAGGUGGUGGAUUUGGGGAAAUCUACGAAGGCCUCGAUCUGGUGACGAAGGAGCUGGUGGCGCUCAAACUCGAAUCGGCCAAGCAGGCCAAACAGGUGCUCAAGAUGGAAGUGGCCGUGCUCAAGAAACUCCAAGGUAAAGAGCACGUGUGCCGCUUCAUCGGUUGCGGGCGCAACGACCGCUUCAACUACGUGGUAAUGCAGCUGCAGGGUAAGAACCUGGCCGAACUGCGCAGGAGUCAACCGCGCGGAGCCUACAGCCUCAGCACCACACUCCGCCUCGGGCUGCAGAUCCUCAAGGCCAUCGAGAGCAUACACGAGGUCGGGUUUCUGCACAGGGACAUCAAACCGUCGAACUUCUCCAUGGGCCGGCUCUCGCACAACUGCCGCAUGGUGUACAUGCUGGACUUCGGCCUGGCCCGGCAGUACGUGACGGCCACCGGGGAAGUGAGGCCCCCCAGGGCGGCGGCCGGAUUCCGGGGCACCGUCCGGUACGCCUCCAUCAACGCGCACAGGAACAAGGAGAUGGGACGCCACGACGAUUUGUGGUCGUUGUUCUACAUGUUGGUGGAGUUCGUGAAUGGGCAGCUGCCGUGGAGGAAGAUCAAAGACAAGGAACAAGUGGGCAUCAUGAAGGAGAAGUACGACCACCGCCUGCUGCUGAAGCACCUGCCUUCGGAUUUCCGGCAGUUCCUGGACCACGUCCUGACGCUGGACUACUUCGACCGGCCGGACUACCCGAUGCUGUGCGGCCUCUUCGAGCGCUGCAUGAAGCGGAGGGGCAUCCGGGAGACGGACCCCUACGACUGGGAGAAGCACUUCACGGACAACUCGGUCACCACCACCGUCACCACCAGUCCGGCCGUCAUCUCAAAACCACCACUGGCGGGAACCGCUCCUCCUGGCACUCACGGUACGGAGAACCUUUUGGACGACAACAUCAUGGCAAGCUUCGAGGAUCAUGGCGAGAACUACCGGAUGGAAGAAAUAGGCGGGAAAAGGGACACUUCCAAGGAGAAUUUGGCUAGGGGCGGGGCUUACCCGGCUGAAGACAACGCCCACCCGAGUCCCAGACCGCUCAACGAGGCCAAUAACAACAACUACUAUGCCAAUAAUAAUGCAGCUCUAAAACAAGAAGAGGUGGCUCCAUCAGACACUAAACUCGAGAAAAUGGAAGUCGAGGAAGAGGAGGAUCCCAAAGACACGCAGCAGCAAGUGAACGGGGCGGAGCCUCCAGAGGAGUCCCUCCCACCAACGGGCGGGGCUGGCACGCCCGAUGUCGAUCGGGGUCGGCCCCAUCUAUUCCGGGAGGAGUCUCAGCAACGGGGCGCAAGCCCCAGACCGAGGGAAGGCGGCGAUGGCAGCAGUAGGGAGGUUUCCUACAGGCACGGGGCGGACAGCGCGGGCGGUGGGGCGGGAAGGCAACAGCCCCUGUCCGUGCUGUCUGCCACCGAAUCCAAACUGCUGAGGGAGCCUCGGGAACAUCGGCACCGCAGGUACCACUCGGGUUACAAGUCAAGAUAUUCCAGGGAUAUCUCCAUCACCCAAAUGGCACUGGCAGAAGACGAUAACAUAUCCGCUCUGCAACAGGUGACGAAAGGAGGUUGUGCAGCCGUAACCUUAGCUUCCAAGUGGCAGGUGUCCUUCGAUGAUAGUGAAGAGACAGACAACGAAGUUGAAGUGAAGGACAACCUGACCUCCCCAGAACACCGCCCCACCAUGACACAAGAAUCUCCUUCGAAAAGCCCAUCCUUGUGGGGCGGAGAACCUCUGAAUCAAGUGAGGGUGGGAAAGAAAGCCGCCCUGGAGCAACGACUCGUGGACACGGCCUCCCUGCGCAACAAGAUAUUCUGGCGCGCCAGGAAACAGAAGUGCAUCAGGAGGGUGAUCUCGCAGCCGAUCCGGGUGACGGGCGACCGCAUCGCGCCCCUCAUCGAGAUCGAAGAGGACGGUAGGCGGGGCCGAUACUCAGACGACAUCAUCCGGUCGUGGAGCUGCCCGGAACUGUACGCCUCACACUCCCUGCCAGGCUCACCCAUGAAACACAGCGCCUCCGAGACGAACCUGCAGGAGAUGCUACGCAGCAGCAGCAGCGGGGAUCGUCUGCGGGAGGAGAGGAGGGGGGUCGGGGGCCCGUCGAGGCGCCACUCGGCCGAGAUCCAUUCCAGCAACGCGGACAACAUGAAGGAUUCGAUCGAGUGCAAGAGAUGGUCCGUGGGUUCGACGUACGAGAAGAUCACCAAGAGGCUGCCGGAGAAGGAGGAGGAGAGCGCGCACCACAACGACGGCAUCAAGUCUGCCCCCAUCCCCUCGAGCGUCAGGCCGAAGGGCAUCCUCAGGAAAUCCGGAUCCGACCAGCCGCUGUCCCAGCAGCAGCAGCAACAGCCGGAUAGCAGCAGCGGGCACAAGGUCUUCAGCAAUAAGCUCAUCGUGACCACCAUCGAGUGGGAGUCCAACGAGAAGGUGGGAAACGUAGUCAAGCACGAGGUGGAGAGUCCGACGCUGGAACGACAGACGCCCACGACGCCGGUUGCUGAGCUAGGCAGGCUGCAGUUGCAACAGCACCCCGAGGAGCCGCCCUCCGUUUACUUCGACGCCCCCCAGCAGCCUCCCAACCAGGAGGACUCGCAGGGGAACGGCGGCGAGGAGGAGGAGUUCGACACCCCGCCCAAAGACGACAACAUAUCAUCGGAGGCCCGGUACGACGACGCCCCGCAGCAGCUGCGUCGCCGCUCCCCGACGCCCCCCAGCGCACCCGCGCCCCGCACGGGCAUCAUCAAGUACUCCUCGGCCAUCCGCCGGAAACUCAAGGACGUGGACUUCCACGUGGCCGAGUCCGUCAUCGAGGAGGACAGAGAGGGCGGGUCGGCGUCCGACUGCGGGGGCGUGUCCCCGCGACGGCAGGACUCCGUGACGCAGACGCAGCCCCUGCGAAGGACCACCCACCGCUCCUCCCUCGGGAGCGAGGACAUGGUCCGCUCGACCAUCCCCUCGCACAUCAUGGACACGGGCCGCGAGCCCACGCCAGAGACGGACUCGGAGAGCUGGCGCAGGUCCUCCGAGGAAGCACGACACCCCUACCCGCUCAGCAAAUCCUACUCCACCCCCAACGGCUCCGUCGCACGGCGUAGGCCGCGCUCCAUGAUAGAGGGAGGCGGUCGGCUGGCCGCCUACCCCCAAGUCAACAACAACCACGCCCCCAAGUACGAGUUCGUGUCGAGGAGCGGCGUCCAGAAGUCGGCGACCACGCCCAUCUACGCCACCACGGUUCCUCGAGUGGGCGGAGUCAAGCAGCGGACGCCGCCCGACGGGGGCGUUCCCAGCUCCAGGAGCGCAUCCAGCUCGCGAGAGGAGUCCGCGGACUGCGCGCCGGACAACGUGCCCCGCCUCCCCCUCACCACCCAGAAGCGCAGCGACUUCUUCACGCGCAGCAUCAGCUGGGACGCCAAGCUGCGCAAGGAGCGCUCGCCCAACGCCCGGAAGAACGCCUCGCAGGAUGCGCGCGCCGAUCCGGGCCGGCACUCGCGGAGCAGGCGGCACCGGGCGGGGCUUUCGGGCGAGUCCCGGAUCCCCCGGCCCAAGGCGCAGAGGCCCAAGUCCACCGCCGAGGUGAUGGAGGAGUAUCAGCAGCAGCUGGACUGUGGCCACCAGCAGCGCCCGGUGAGUGCGCGCGUCCUCUCGCCCGUGUCCUCGUCCCUGCCUGCCCUGCAGAACGACCUGAAGGCGCACCCUGCCGAGUUUCACAGGAACUGCAAGAGUGAAGUGCUCAUUCCGAGGUUCAAGCAGGACGGUGGUAACGCCUACGCUCAACCUAGGCGGCGGCGCUACCGUCCACUCACUCCCAAGGACUUGCCAAUGACCGGAAGUGAAUCCUCCUGAGAACGGACACCUCUGCCCCCCGGUGGACAACCCAGCCGAAAGGAAAUCUCUCCGGUUUUGUUUUCGCAAGAUCUAGUCACUUUCUAGGCAGUUUAGGUGAAAACGAACUGACGAUAUUCAAAUGCGCAUCACUUCCAAAACAAGGACCGAGUGACGUUCGCCA